Molecule: messenger RNA, 1464 nt
Organism: Eimeria acervulina
Lineage: Eukaryota; Apicomplexa; Conoidasida; Eucoccidiorida; Eimeriidae
Exons: 5
Coding region: 1-1464 (487 amino acids)
Biological process (GO): regulation of transcription by RNA polymerase II
Cellular component (GO): nucleus; SWI/SNF complex
Molecular function (GO): protein binding; transcription coregulator activity
Source: RefSeq, a predicted model, not a curated record
AUGACUCAGGGGUAUUCUCAUAGAUCUCUGCAGCAGCAGCAGCAGCAGCCACAUGAGGAGAAGCAGCAGCAGCAGCUUCAGGACAAGCUGCAGCAGCAGCAGCAGCAGCAGCAGCUGAAUAACCACCACCAACAGCAGCUGGAGCAGCAGCGGCAGCAGCAGGACCUUGCUGCUGCUGCUGCGUGUCUGAGGCUUCGUGACCUAACCAUAUCUGUUGCAGGCCUUCAAGCAGCAGCAGCAGCAGCAGCAGCAGCAGCAGCAGCCGAAGCCAGCAACGCUUGCCCCGUCCACAGCAGCAGGAGCACAAGCAGCAGCGGCUACAGCAAUGACGCGAGUUGCUGCUGCAGGGCUCAAAGCCCUGAAGCUCUCUCCUCUGCAGAUCGCCCUGCACCAGCAGCAGCAGCAGAAGAAGAAGCACCAGGAGCUGCAGCAGCAGCAGCAGCAGCAGCAGCAAGCCACCCCAUAGGUUUGCUGCACCUUCCCAAUCAUUUGCUGCUGCUCGUAUUUUGCCUUAUUGGAGUCGGCAGCGAAGGGCUUCGGAAUACCGCUGCUGUCUGCCGCCGCUUUCGCCUGGCCCUGAAGGAAGAUUUUCUAUGGAGGCACUUUUUCAAUACCCGAUUCACCCCGAAGCUUAGUUUGUCAGUGCGGCGUUUCUAUGGCCUCCCCCUCGACUGUCCUGGCAGCAGCAGCAGCAGCAGUAGCAGCAGAAGCUGCAGUCUCAUCAGCAACAGCAGCGAUGCCGCGGAGCAAGAAGCCGGCAGCAGCAGCAGCAACAACAACAACAGCAUCAGCAGCAGCAGCAGCAGCAGCAUCAACAUCAGCGAAACAGCUUCUCCCUCCAGAUCAGCUGGAGGCAUACGCAGCAUCAGCAGCACCACCAGCAUCAGCACCACCGCCAGCAGCAUCAGCAUCAGCAGCAGCAUCAGCAGCAGCAUCAGCAGCAGCAGCAGCAGCAGCAGCAGCUCAGCAGCAGCAGCAGAGCGCAGUGUCUGUUGGUACAAUUUAUACGAAGCGAAGGACAGACUGGAAAAGAAAUUCUCACUGGGGCUUUUUGAGAGAGAAGUUAUACUCAAUGUCGCACAAGAAGGGACUCUGGAAGGCAGCUUGCUUCACUGCAGCAGCAGCAGCAGCAGCAGCAGCAGCAGCAGCAGCAGACGCAGGCGAGGCCUGCAGCAGCACUCGCUCUUGCAUGCGCGGGAAACGAGGCGCAGCAGCACCACCAGCAGCAAGAUGAAUCUCUUUUUGUCGGAUAUGGAGACGGCAUGGUGCGGCUGUGGUGUGUGCAGCAGCAGCGAGUCCUUGCCUCUUGCCGAACUGCUUCUGGGGCUGUGCAUGCGCUCUGUGUCAGCAGCAACAGCAGCAGCAGCAGCAGCAGCGAGGGUUUGCUGCUGUGUACAGGCUGCAGCAGCGGGGAUUUGCUGCUGCUGUCAGUCGGGGAGAGCAGCGUGCAGCAGCUUUCUAUAA